This is a messenger RNA of Trichoderma citrinoviride, 966 nucleotides long. RefSeq names its product HisG-domain-containing protein. Gene Ontology annotation, cellular component: cytoplasm. Gene Ontology annotation, biological process: L-histidine biosynthetic process. The record is from RefSeq and is a predicted model, not a curated record. Gene Ontology annotation, molecular function: magnesium ion binding; ATP phosphoribosyltransferase activity. Lineage: Eukaryota; Fungi; Ascomycota; Sordariomycetes; Hypocreales; Hypocreaceae. Bases 1 to 966 code for a protein of 321 amino acids. The transcript is spliced from 4 exons.
AUGGAACUUGUCAACAGCCUCGAAGGACGCUUGCUCUUUGCAGUGCCCAAAAAGGGCCGAUUGAACCAAGCGACCUUGAACCUUCUCGAAGGCGCAGACAUCCAGUUUAGGAGAGAGAACCGCCUCGACAUCGCCCUCGUCAAGAACCUCCCCAUCGCCCUCAUCUUCCUGCCCGCCGCCGACAUCCCCACGUUCGUCGGCCAGGGCCGCGUCGAUCUCGGAAUCACAGGCUGGGACCAAGUCAAGGAGCACGAUGCAGCCGUCAACGCUGCUGCUGCUGCCGACGGAGGCGCUCCCGCUCAGGGCUCGGGCUGCGAGAUGAUCACGGAGCUCGGGUUCGGCGCGUGUAAGCUCCAGGUUCAGGUUCCGGAAAAGGGCCAGUACGCCAGCAGCGCAGACCUCAUCGGCCGCACAGUCGGCACGAGCUUCGUGAGCCUGACUGCCGACUUUUUCGCCCAGCUGGAGGCGCAGGCCAAUGGCGCCGCCAACGACUCUUCGCGUCCGCAGAAGCUCCAGACCAAAAUUGUCGAGUUGAGCGGUAGCGUGGAGGCAGCCUGCGCGUUGGGAGUUGCCGACGGCAUCGUGGACCUUGUUGAAUCAGGAGAGACCAUGAGGGCUGCGGGACUGAAAGCCAUCGACACGGUGGUCGAGUCAGUGGCCGUUCUCAUCAAGUCUCGGGCGCCGUCAAACCCCGACCUGGUAGAUCUCAUUGCCUCGCGGAUACGUGGUGUCAUCACAGCCCAGAAAUAUGUCCUCUGUCAGUACAACAUCGAGCGAUCCGGUGUCGCGGCGGCCACAAAGAUCACUCCCGGAAAACGCGCCCCCACCAUCACAUCCUUGGAUGACGGCUGGGUUGCUGUGAGCUCAAUGGUCGAAAAGAAGAAGAUCGCCCUAGUUAUGGAUGAACUGACCCGAGUUGGCGCGCACGACAUUCUGGUCUUGGAUAUUCACAACACGCGAGAGUAA